UUGUUGGUCUUCCGGUCUUCCAAAGCAGCAUGGCGAACUUGGAACAUGCUGAAGACGACCAGAAACAUGUUAAAAUGUCUGGUGAAAUCCCCGCCGCCCAAGUCCAACCGACCGAACUGUCCUCCUUACCGGGCGGAGAUGCAGGCGUGGUCCCGUGCUCGAUCCCGUCGUUCGCCGCCGCAUCCGAGCUGCUGUCAGCGCCGUACUCGUGUCUGGUCAUGAACACGCACCGGAGACACAUCGCCUUACCGCCCCUGUACCUGAACAAGAAGAGGACAGGUAUACAGGGGGAGCUGGAGGCCGAGCUGCUCAAGUUUUCCCCGAGUCUGAAAGGAGUGCCUUUAGCUUAUGACAACAUCAGGAUAGCUGGCCAGCACGGACACAUCUAUGAUGACAACGGCUACAUCCACAUGGACAUAGAGGCCAGCUUUAUUGUGUUUCAGCCCAAGAAAGGACAGAAACUGCUGGGUAAAGUGAAUAAACUAGGAGCAAGCCAUGUGGGCUGCCUGGUGCACAGCUGUUUCAACGCCAGCAUCCCUAAACCAAACCUGGUCUCUAUGGAAACCUGGAGGGACGCGGGGCCGAGAAUCGGAGCAGAGCUGGAGUUUGAGGUGAUGGCACUCGACGCCGAUACUGCAGGGGUGCUGCUGAUCAGAGGACGGCUGGACAGGACCAGGGUCCAAGAGCUGAUGGCUAUGGGUGAGAGCUCAGAGUCGAGUGUUCCUGCAGAGCAGCCAGACACAGCACACACAGAACCGAACUCAGAAAUCACAGAGGAGUUUCCUGACGACACCCCCAAGAAAAAGAAGAAAAAGAAGAAAGACAAAGUCAAAGAGGAGGAGAGAGAAGAGGAGGUAACGGCCUCCUGCCAGCAGAACAGCAGCAUGACACCAGAGCUAAACGGAAUAAUGGAAGAGGCAAACGGCAACGAGGCUGGUGAGAAAAAGAAAAAGAAGAAGAAGAAGGAGAAACGUCCGAAAGACGAGGAGGAGGAGGUUGAGCUCUCUCCCAUGGAGGUCCACGGGAGCGACUCCAGCGGCUACAUCAGCGACAAGCCAGGCAAAAAGAGGAAACAUGAAACUGGUAGCGAUGUCACAUCUGGUUUUAGUGAAGCUCCUGAACCACCGAAAUCCAAGAAGAAGAGGAAAAGCGACAUUGAACAAUUUGCAUGAAAAACUUUUUUUUCCCCGUUGGGAAAACAGGUUAAUUGUGUAGAAUAACUGAGGUGAUAUCAACUAUGUUAAUGACAGUGAAUACUGAUGUGCCUUAAUGAUUAAAACACAAUUUUUAGGGAGCAAGUUUUCUGCCCCAUGUUGGGUUCUUCUGAGCUCCUCUAAAAUCAUUCAGAACAGAGGGUCAGACAUGCAGUAGGAGCCUCUGCAGUCUCCAUUGUAGCUUAUGCAAAAAGCACAUGAGGACAGAUGCAAACUUGACAGAUCAGUGCUUAUUGGAUUGCAAUUCCCUUUUGCUGCCUGAUGGGGGCAGAAAACCGCUUCUUACAUCCACAUUGGGGCACCAAAGUACAGGAGUGACACCUUGUCAGCUUCAUAUGAUAAACAUGGCUGUGAGUGUAACAAGGGCAGGUUGUUGCCUUGAGGUUAUGUAGCCAAAUGGGACAAAAGAAACUGAUGAAAGACAACCGAGGCCGCAAAACUCAAUUCAAGAACUUUGUUCUUUUGCCUCUUGUGCCUUUUGUGAAGUCUUUGAGAGGACGGUCUAUAUGGAAGCUGUAAGAGAAGGAGAUCAUUUAGUAAUAUUCAUAGUAUUCAGGCAGAUUCACAGUAUGCAUCACUGCAAUGAUGAAUUGUUUUCAGUGUUGUUCUGACUUCCUUUAGUGUUGCACGGACAGUUUCAUGAAGGUGUGUUAUUUUUUGACCGUGAACCAAAAGAAAUUGAAAUCACAUUCAGUUUUCAUCCCAAUUAAAGAUCCCUAUAUUUUGAUAUGUU
Seriola dumerili (greater amberjack) is the source of this 1947-nucleotide messenger RNA. RefSeq names its product TWIST neighbor (gene polr1f). Gene Ontology annotation, cellular component: RNA polymerase I complex. The coding region runs from base 30 to 1172 and encodes 380 amino acids. Gene Ontology annotation, biological process: DNA-templated transcription initiation. The transcript has 4 exons. Lineage: Eukaryota; Metazoa; Chordata; Actinopteri; Carangiformes; Carangidae. The record is from RefSeq and is a predicted model, not a curated record.